CUUUUUUUUUUCUAUAGGUUACGAAUCCGUAAAUAAAAAUAUUCGGUAAUUCGAUAUGGAUUAUUCUACCACUAUUCCGAUAAACACGACAAAUGCUACUGUAGCUGCUGUAUGGGAUUGCUCUGGUAAAAGAAGUAUAUCGUCUCAAGAGCUAUGGGUCAAAAUUGGAGAGGGAGGUGCUCCUUUCAUCGGGAAAAUGUCGGUUCCUUUUAUCUUAUUUUUCCUAAUGGUCGUUAUCUACAUUGAUGAAGUUAUAUUUCUUGUCAAAAAUUCAAUCUAUUGGAAGAGAACAGUUUACGAAAUCUGGGUUUUAAGUUUAUUUCCUGUAUUGACAGCACUUUCGAUCACCGGAAUCUUCGCUCCGAGAACUUCCGGCACAGCCCGUUUUGCCUCAAGUUUUUAUUUUGCGGUCGUGCUCAAAAAGUUUUUCACCUACAUAUUGCAUUACUACGGUGGCAAGCAAGCCAUGGUUGAAGCGUUAAGGGGAGUUCCGUAUGUUCCACCGAAUCCAUUUCCAUGCUGUUUUGUUCUUUGCUGCUGGAGGAAUCACCCAAUGACUGUACGUCGUUUAAAUGUACUGCAAGGCCUCGUAUACCAAGUACUUCUCAUGUACCCGUUGAUUUACUUGUUGCAAAGUAUCUUGGCACUGGAAUACUACACCAUGCCCAACAGAGCAGUGAUCCUCGUUUCAACGAUUCUUGGUCUUCUUGGAACACUGUCAAGCUUCACGUGCUUAUACGGUUACACUGUACUUAGUAAAGUCUCCAGGUUCACGUUGCAGAACUACAACAUCAGAGCCAAGUUCAUUACUGUUCAAAUGGUGGUUGCUUUCAACACAGUCCAAGGCUUUACUAUUAGAGCGGUGGAUACGCUCGGGGGAUUGUCGUGUGGAUUUCCUUACCCAGACAAAGCAAAUAGUUACCUGUUACACAACUACAUACUGAUAUGUGAGGUUUUCAUUAUAUCCUUGUGUGCUCGGUGGGCAUUCCGUAGAAACGAGGAAGGAUGUGAGGUACAACCCGUGCUUCUGCCUGGAGAAACUUUCACAUCGAUAAAGAAAGACUUUGAAUCUGCGACCACGAGCGAAGGGACGGGAUCGUGUGAUAAAGAUAGUAUUCCUACUGAUGACGUCAGCGAUGACGUACAACCUUACGGCGGAUUACACACGAACAAAGCAUUUGAGAGUGUUUGAAAAGGGAAUGUUUUAUUAACAGUUUUGCGUUCAUAUUUUAAAUAAACCCGUAUUUCGUUUUGUCUUGUUAAACAACCCCGCAUUUCGUUUUGUCUUGUUAAAUGACCCCGUAUUUUGUUAUGGGUUAACAUAUUAUGUGGGUAUAUGCAUAAGGUAUUUUAUAUAUGUAUGUGAAUAAAUGAAUAAAGAAACAAAGACAC
Messenger RNA from Ciona intestinalis (vase tunicate), 1392 nucleotides. The record is from RefSeq and is a predicted model, not a curated record. NCBI's taxonomy places the organism in Eukaryota, Metazoa, Chordata, Ascidiacea, Phlebobranchia, Cionidae.